UUUUAAUUUUUAGUCAGUAAAAGAAUAAAAACAAGUAUGAGACAUUCUCAUGAUCUGGAGGAUGUCUUUGAUUGUACUUCAGUAGUUAACAAAAGUAAAUCCUAUCUACUUAAAUCUGCAACAUUGUUGAGUAGUGAUACUGAGCUAUCGAGAGAACUGUCUCAUUGUUUACUGGAUAGUACUACUGGACUGUCCAAUUCUGUUUUCCAUAACUGUUGUCGAAAAUGUGGGGUAGUACAAACUGCGACAAACAGAACUUUUAGGCUAAAACCAAAGCAGAAAUGUGGCAAAAACAUUCAAAAAGCAUUGAAAAGUCAAAAACGAUACAUGUCGCAAUCUAAAAGGACCAAGAAAACUUUGAGAAAAUUUGUUCAAUCGAGAGCCAAAUUUAUUAUGAAAUGUAAAAACUGUGGAUUUUAUGACAAAAUUACUUCAUGCAACAGAAGUGAGAUUUGUGCUAUAAAAAAGGAACGACAGAAAAAUUCAAGAUGCAAUGCCAAAAAAAAUACGGAUUCUCCCGCAUCACUGAAAAAUACACCUACAUCCAAACGUUCAAGUAUUGAGAGUUUCAUCAAUACCUCUUUCAACGAAGAAAGAAAAUCAAGUCCAUUUAUGAAUCCUAGAAACAAGAAAAAACGUUUAUCACAGUUGUCUCAACUUCUUGCCAAUGAAGCUUCACAAUCUCCGUCAUCAAGUCUUUCUGAUUUUUUGCAAAGCUUAUAGCAGAAAUCAAACAAUUGCAACUAUUCCCAUUUGAUUUACACCACCCUAUUACAAUCACUAAGGAUGUAAGGCUAUCGAUCAUGAUACUAUUUUCAAUAUUGUACCAUUUUAGUAUAACAAUUUUUUGUAGAAAUUUAUUUCUUGAAAUAAAUUUUGAAGACAACUUCGGAGCUCAUGUUGAGAUAUCUUCAUAUUUAUGGUCUAGGCAAACAGUGUUACUGUAUUUUAUUAUUUUGCAAUUGUUUCAUUUAUGAAACUAUGCUUCAAAUUAUUCAAUAU
This is a messenger RNA of Styela clava, 1002 nucleotides long. RefSeq lists its product as uncharacterized. Lineage: Eukaryota; Metazoa; Chordata; Ascidiacea; Stolidobranchia; Styelidae. The record is from RefSeq and is a predicted model, not a curated record.